This is a messenger RNA of Macroventuria anomochaeta, 1317 nucleotides long. RefSeq names its product alpha/beta-hydrolase. The record is from RefSeq and is a predicted model, not a curated record. Bases 104 to 1285 code for a protein of 393 amino acids. Gene Ontology annotation, cellular component: endoplasmic reticulum. Gene Ontology annotation, biological process: regulation of lipid storage. NCBI's taxonomy places the organism in Eukaryota, Fungi, Ascomycota, Dothideomycetes, Pleosporales, Didymellaceae. The transcript has 2 exons.
AGCGUUUUCUAUUCUCUGUGCUGUACAAACUUCUCAUUAGUCAGCCCUUUACAUUGUAACACUUCACAUCCUUCUUGCCUUGAACAAGAGGCUCAAUUCAGUUAUGACGUCUAUCUUGGGUCGUUUCAGACUUCCUGUCCCACAUGUGUACCUGAUUGCAGGGGCAUCCCUUGGCGGUCUGCUGUUUCUGCGACAUGUGUCAAGCUCUUUGCGGGCUGACAAGUUCAGGACUCUCCUAUCGCCAAGAGAGACGACCCUGCUCGAACUUUCAGGGGAUGAGGUCAAGAAGUUGCCAUAUCCUCCAGAUGCGUUACCAGGAGCACGAGACGUAGACUCGCCGUACGGCAGCAUUCGAGUAUAUGAGUGGGGUCCUGAGGAUGGAGAGAAGUUGCUGCUCAUCCAUGGCAUAUCGACACCUAGCAUUGCGUUGACUGAUCUGGCUUAUAAGCUGGUUCAGAAAGGCUGUCGAGUGAUGUUAUUUGACCUCUUCUCCCGCGGCUACUCCUCCGGUCCCUCCCCCCACACUUACCACUACGACUCACCUCUCUACACCACCCAAAUCCACAUCUGUCUCCUCUCCUCUCCCCUUCACUGGUCGUCCUUCACGCUCCUCGGCUACUCGCUCGGUGGCGCGCUAGCCGCAGACUUCACAUCCUACUUCCCCACCCUCAUACACUCCCUAAUCCUGAUCGCGCCCGGCGGCCUCAUUCGGCGAACCCACACGACCUGGAAAAGUCGCGUCUUGUACAGCACGUCUGGUAUCUUACCGGAGAGUUGGGUGGAGAGAUUGGUGGCGAGACGGUUGUACACAGGGCCGGAGGAGGCGAGGAGUAUUGAGCCGGAGGGUGAUGGUGUUGAGAACGCCGAAACCAAAACUACUUCUCGAGGAGAUGCAGUGUACUCAUCCUCACACUACGCUCUCCUGCAAGGAACCCCGUAUAGCACUGUAGGUGCGGUGGUGGACUGGCAGAUUGAGCAGCAUGAGGGGUUUGUGAAGGCGUUCAUCUCGUCCAUUCGCUAUGCACCGGUGCAUGGGGAGCAUGAGCGUUGGAGGAUCCUGGGGCGGAACAUUGAAGAGGGGAAAGGCGGGUUGAAGAAGGUAUUUGUGGUUUUGGGAGAGAUGGACCCUAUCAUCGUCAAAGAUGAAAUUAUGGAGGAUGCGAGAGGGUGCUUGGGAAACGAGAAUGUAGAGUUUGAGGUUGUGAAGGGGGCAGGGCAUGAAGUUGCUAUCGAGAGGGCGGGUGAGAUUCUGACUGUUGUUGGAAGGGCGCUAGGUAAAUGGUGAUCAAGAGAGUAAGAUUUUAGAGUCAAUGACAG